This is a messenger RNA of Saprolegnia parasitica CBS 223.65, 999 nucleotides long. RefSeq lists its product as hypothetical. The transcript is spliced from 2 exons. The record is from RefSeq and is a predicted model, not a curated record. NCBI's taxonomy places the organism in Eukaryota, Oomycota, Saprolegniomycetes, Saprolegniales, Saprolegniaceae. Bases 1 to 999 code for a protein of 332 amino acids.
AUGGGCUGCUGCUUCUCCAAGGAAGACGACGCGGGCUUCGAGGCCAAAGAGAAGCUCCUGCCCAAGGCCCACAAGUUGGUCGCGCCCAACACUUUGGGCUCCUCAUGCUCGCGUAGGGACGUGGUGACGCGCGAGCUACCCAAGCCGACUGGCAGCUACAAGUCGCCCGACGUCCCAGCCCAAGCGCCUGUCGAGAAGCGAACGGCGACCAAGCCGGCGUACGAGGCGCCAAAAGCACGGAUUGAAACCAAGGCACCGCCGCAAACGGAGGCAAGCCCCGUGGCCGUGGCGCCAGUGAUUGCAGUGGCUGCGGCUUUGCAGCCAGAGCCGAGCCCGCCAAGAGACGUGGUAGAGACUUUGCAGGCGCCUGUUAGUCGUGAGAAGACGGGCACCGUCGUCGAGGCGCAACCGGAUGCUAGUCAUGCCACUCAGCCGCAGGUACAGCCCGAGGCAUCCGUGCCGCACGUGCAGCGGACGGGCUCGAUCACCGUACCGCAGUCGCCAAUCACUACGGCGCUUGGGCCAGUUGCGAAGCCUCCGUCGCCGAUCAACAAGACCCCGGCGCCCGUUGCGGCGCCAGCGUCUCCCAUCAAGGUCGCGUCGCCUGCAAGCCGCAAGAGCUCGUGGACCGAGGUGGGUGUGGACGACGCGACUCCUGCAAAGGAGGACAAAGCGCCGUCACCGAUCGCUCGGAAGGCCUCGACGCAGGACGAGAAGGCUUCGGUGCAGGACGAGACGGCCCCAUCGCCCGUCGCCUCGAUCAACGAGUCCAAGCCGGCGGCCAGUACGAACCCGGCACCCGAGGUCACGUUGGUGCACGCCCAAUCCUCCAUCCCGGAGCAAGAUGCAACAGAGCUCUCCCGCAGUCGAGAGAGUUCUCAUGCCUCGAACGAAGGCGACGACGCCAAGGACGACAAGCCCGUUGAGCAAGCCGCACCGGCAGCGACGGCGUCCAAGGGCAAGAAGAAGAAGAACAAGAAGAAGAAGGGCAAGGCGUAG